AUGUCGACGGACAGCACGAAGCUGUAUACCGACUGCGCCGUUCAAGCUGGAACCCCGCGCGUUCAUCAGGCCUUGCACAGCCCUACGCCAGACAACGGUUUUCGCGAUGAUUGCCAUAAAGGAUCUGACGCCGGCCAUGUUGGAACUCUGGGACAAGCGCCCGCGCAAACCUCCAACAAGUCUAUCGCAUCUCGCCAAAUCAAACCUCCACAACUUCCUGCACAACGACCGCCCCGUUCGUAUAUUCGUACGGAAAGGCUGGCGUCUAUGCCCGACGAUCGGCCUAUCGACCUGAUCAAGCGCUCUUCUCCUCGGGUCGUUUCCAUGCCUCAGCGUGUACGACCGACUGCUGCCUUCCCAUCCAGUCCGGUCUCGCGCGUCGUGGAUUAUGGAUGCUAUGACUAUUCUCGGUUAUCGUUAACACCUGAACGGCGUUCUUCUCGCGCUCGCGCUUCUACUCUGGGCUCUGAACGACCUUACACUCCGUCUCCUCCAUCGUCUCCUGAAUCUGUCUUGUUCAUCUCGGCCACCCCUCAGAUAGCGACAAACUUUCUAAGGAUCAAAUCUCCCAAGAACAAAGUACCUCGUACUGACAAAGAAGGGUGGAUCAGCUGGGCAGAUUCCCCGCCCAAGCCAAUUCCUGCACUCCAUGGCCCACUCUCGCUUCCUUACGCGCGUUGUCCAAGCGGAGCGGAAGGGACCGUGAUUGAAGAACAGGGAGACCUGCCCCGAAUCAUCUGGGGGCUUCACACAGAGGUGUUACCAGCUGACGUUUCUGACGCCCGCCCGACUGGUAAGGUAAGACUGACGGAAGAUCAUGGUCGUCAAGUGCAGAACACCAUUCUACGAGAAGCGCCACCCCAGCCUCCCGGCAUCCUGAGGCAGCUCUACCCUCGUUCUGAUUCCCAGGUCUUUGCUCAGGCUGGUCUUCCUGGUGCUGUCUUGCCUACCCGGGCUGAACCGGUAGCUGCUCGUGCACUGCCCAACGUCUCCUCUGGAAACCGUCGUAGCGACGUGCAUCUCCCUUCCAAUCCAGGCACGCAUCUACGGAACCAAUCCCCUACAAUCGAUCAGCCCUCUAUAUUUCCGAAUGAACAGUGUAUCGAUAUACAUCGCCAUUUGCCGAUCCAGGCUCCCGCAGAUGCCUCUCGUCAAGCGCAGAAAGAUUUCGACUUCAACAUGUAUCUGCGUCAUGCGGUCGAAUAUGAGCCGACCUCCAAGAAUAACGCGCCAUCUGGUGCUUUACCUCCUAUAGUUCUUGGUCCUCCAGUGGGACAGUCUGGUCAACCUCCGAGUCAUCUUCCGGUGCCAAUCGGCGACCAGCAUAGAAAGCUCCAGCCGGCGCGGCUGCCUCCAAGGAUGCUUCUGCCGACUCCGCCGAGCUCUACUUCACCUGUCUGGGCGUCGACCUUCUCCCCGUAUAUGGAACCAAUAGGAUUGUUAGGACCUGGCUACGCGAACGGCAGAUCCCCGACGGCUCGAUCGACCUGGUACUCUCCGCCUGUCGUCAGCAACGCAACUCGUCAACCGAAUCCUAUAAUUCAGAACGAGUUCCCGGAUCCCCGAGGUCUCAACUUUGCGCACCCUCACCUGAACGCGGUCCUCUACAGCACCGCUCGCGUUAACCAUGUCACUGAUCCCGCGAUUGUCCGCGCGGUUCCUAAGGUCGUAAACAACCCACUGUCGACACCUGGUGCUUCUCCUGUGCCUGGGUCUCCUUCAGCUGAACCUCUUCCGCCCGUCCCUGUAUCUUCGCCGAUGAUUGGAAUAAGAAAACGAAGCCUGACCUACCAAGCGCCUAAGUCUAUACCUCUGGCGAAGCUCGUCGAACGACGCCUAGCUUCUGUUCCGGAGCUUCCCGAGGACGUCGAGCGUGCGGCCAGCUCCGAGAGGGGCCCGGUCCGUCGAUUCGGGCUUGGCGGCGGCGAGAUGGGCAAGUACAAACCGUACUUUGCGUCGAAUGCUGCUGGUGACCAAGGCGACUUGUCGAAGAGGAUGACAUCUCCAAAAGCGUCCACGGUAGGUAUGUCACCAGGACCACGGCGGCCGUCUGGACCGAGCAUUGGCCUGAAGAUGGGGAGCUCGUUUUUGGACAGGCGAUCGCUGUCGAACUCGAGCGCUGUCUACUCUAAGCCGAAGGAUGCACAGCCGUCUGCGCCGUUGAGCUCCCCGUUCAAGCGUGCAGACAAUAAUACGCAGAGGGCUCCUGUCGUCGAUGAGGUCAGCAAACCUACGAAAGACCUUGCCCAGGUCUCCAAGGCGAACAAGAGAAAGACGCGAUGGAAGAAGAAGGUUGCGGCCACCAAAGCGGAACCUAUCCAAGCUACCGCGGAAGUCGCUUGA
Messenger RNA from Punctularia strigosozonata HHB-11173 SS5, 2343 nucleotides. RefSeq lists its product as uncharacterized. Bases 1 to 2343 code for a protein of 780 amino acids. The record is from RefSeq and is a predicted model, not a curated record. The transcript is spliced from 4 exons. Lineage: Eukaryota; Fungi; Basidiomycota; Agaricomycetes; Corticiales; Punctulariaceae.